GCAUAUCUAUAUUUGAAGCUCGUUGUUAUCUCAUCUUCAUUCUCCACUUGCUGAUUAUCUCUCCGCACACAUCUCAAAAGAGAAAAAAAAAAUACUCCUGCGGGCAAUAUGCCUGGAUUGCUGCGGAAGCUGAUCGUCGUCGCGGCCGCUGAUGGACUAACGCUUCACUCCGCGGGCAACGGCUUGCGACAUACUGGAAAUAAUGAACCAUCCUCUAUCCGCAUCGAUUACAAGACUAACAAUGUCUCAUUACUUUCUGGCCCUGCGUCGGACCUUGGCGACACGGGGGAUUCCAGCAUAGAGACCUACGGCCUUGUCGGGCUUCUAUCCGUUGCAUCUUAUUCAUUCCUCAUCUCUAUCACUCAACGUCAACAAGUGGCGCAAAUUCAAGGGAAGCCUAUCUAUACAAUCACCAAUGUUGCCGUAAUCCCCACUUCGUCCCAGGCGGAUGCGAGUCGUGCGAUCUCGCUGGCCAAGGAGCACCUGCUGCAGGGUGAGGAGAGUCAUACUGAGACCGCUUCUGAGGACUCGAGCCCCAUCUCCGACGCAGAGACCGAGGGAGGUGACACCGAAGUCAACACUGCGCCGGCUUCUCCCGAGCAGGAAGUUGUCCAUGCUCGAACACGCAGUGUUGGCACCAUCACCGAAGAUGUCAUCGGGAAGAAGGUACGCUUCGGACGCUUCGCUGCGAAUUGGCUCUCCAGGAAAACACUGGGCUUGCCAGGGCUUGGCACAGUUGACCAGAAAUCCGCCGAAGCGCCCAUGGGAGACGUCAAGGAAAGCACAGCAGAAACUGCCCCAACCAUUGCCAAGGUGAACGAGGACCGCGAGGCAACCCCAGUGCCUCAGAGUGAUGGUGAUCUCUCGUCCAAAAGUCUCGCAGAUCCCUUCGGCUCGGAGCCUACUGUGGAGUUGCUACCAAAGCUACUACGCUACACAGAGAUGGUCUUCUCAUCGCGCAAUUUUUUCUUCGCAUAUGAUUAUGACCUUACCAGGAACCUGAGUGUACAGGAGCCCUCGUUGGCCACCCACCUUCCACUACAUAGAUUGGUUGACGAUAUGUAUUUUUGGAAUAGAAACUUGCUUACGCCCUUCAUCACAGCCGAUGCUCAUGGCUUUGCGCUGCCUCUGAUGCAAGGAUUUGUGGGCCAACGAGAGUUUACGAUUGGAGCAACCCCAAAGGCUUCGUCUUCGAGACCGGACAGAACAGAUGAGCCACAGGUUGACGGUCGGAUUUUGGGCGAGAAACAGGAGGCAGAAACAGUCAAAACUGAUGAGGAGAAGCGUGAUUUCCUCGUCACUUUAGUAUCUCGGCGGUCGGUAAAGCGGCCUGGCUUGCGAUAUCUGCGCCGUGGCGUGGAUGACAACGGGAACACUGCCAAUUUUGUUGAGACAGAGCAAAUUCUGUCUACAUCUGACUGGGAUCCAGCUCGCAAUGUCUACUCGUUCUUGCAAGUCCGCGGAUCGAUCCCACUCUAUUUCUCGCAGUCACCAUAUGCCUUCAAGCCAGUUCCCGUGCUGCAUCACUCUACAGAGACAAACCAGCUCGCCUUUGACAGACACUUCCGGAAUCUGAGUCGAAGAUAUGGCAAAAUUCAAGCGGUUUCUCUGAUAGAUAAGCAAGCUGGUGAACUCAAGCUUGGUGAACAGUAUGAGAAAUUUGCCCGGUCCCUGAACGAAUCAGGCGGCAUCGAUGGCGUGCCCCUCAAGAUGGAGUGGUUUGACUUUCAUAACGAAUGUCGAGGAAUGAAGUUCGAGAAUGUCGGCCGAUUGGUUGACCGUCUUGGAUCUACGUUGGGCGAAUUUGGUGAUACUGUGGUCCAGAACACAAAUGUUCUCCAACGUCAAUCCGGAGUUAUACGCACCAAUUGUAUGGAUUGUCUCGACCGCACGGGGGUCGCGCAGUGUGCCUUCGGUCAAUGGGCUUUGGAGCAGGAGUUGAGGCGAGAAGGAAUAGAUCUUGACUUGGGGCGCGAUUCCUCUACACACUGGUUCAAUACGCUAUGGGCUGACAAUGGCGAUGCUAUCUCGAAGCAGUACUCCUCCACUGCUGCCCUCAAGGGCGAUUACACCCGCACCCGUAAGAGAAAUUACCGAGGAGCCUUGAACGAUUUUGGCCUGACCCUGUCUCGGUACUACAACAAUAUUGUGAACGAUUAUUUCUCACAGGCCUGUAUCGAUUAUCUGCUGGGUAAUGUCUCAAUCCAGGUGUUUCAAGAGUUCGCACUCGAGAUGCAGACUACCGACCCCGGCAUUUCAGUGCAGAAGCUUCGACAGAACGCGAUUGACACGAGCUGUAAAAUCGUGAUCAGUGACCAGUCUGAAGAGUUCCUCGGGGGGUGGACCCUGCUGACUCCCCGACAGCCGAACACACUCCGCAGCAUGCCAUUCGAGGAGGCGGUUCUUCUCCUGACGGACGUUGCCCUGUAUAGCUGCCGUUUCGACUGGAACACGGACAAGGUGUUGUCUUAUGAGCGGAUUGAUCUGUGCUCUGUGACGCGGAUCAAUCACGGAACAUACGUGACCUCUAUCCUGACUGAAGCUCAGAUUGACGAGCGCGGCAAUGUGGGGUUAGUGGUGGAGUAUCGGGAGGGCGACAAGAACGCGCUGAGGGUCAAUACACGGUCUCUGCAGAGCCAGGUGCCUUCGAAAAGUCUAGACAGCAAUGAGCGCCCGAGCAAUGAAUGGAGCAUGUACUCGUGGUUCAAGGGGGCCCCGCACGCGGCCACCCGCCUGAUUGCAUUCAAAGCCCUUCCACAGGUCAUGGGGACCAGCAGCGUCAGCCCUUCGGACUGGGUUCGAAGCAUAUGCGAGGAGAUCGAGCGGGCCGUGAGGGCGGGUGACCGGCAUGGCCCCCCUGAGGAUGGCAAACAGCGAACCCUGAUUGAGUCUUCGGAUAUCAUUUCGUUGGAGGAGGCGAAGAAACGCACGGGGUACUUGGAACAUUUGGUGUACGACAUCAAGAAAAUGGUCUGGGCAUGAUGUUGCAUUUUUUUUUAUUUGUGUUGCUGUCAAACAGGCGGGCGGAUGUGCAUGGAGUAUUGUACUGUGGUUCCUUAGCGUUGAUAGUUGGAAG
Molecule: messenger RNA, 3076 nt
Organism: Aspergillus saccharolyticus JOP 1030-1
Lineage: Eukaryota; Fungi; Ascomycota; Eurotiomycetes; Eurotiales; Aspergillaceae
Product: SacI domain protein
Exons: 3
Coding region: 109-2982 (957 amino acids)
Biological process (GO): phosphatidylinositol dephosphorylation
Cellular component (GO): endoplasmic reticulum
Molecular function (GO): phosphatidylinositol-4-phosphate phosphatase activity
Source: RefSeq, a predicted model, not a curated record